Messenger RNA from Pleuronectes platessa (European plaice), 1713 nucleotides. It is a transcript of the gene cstf2, whose product is annotated as cleavage stimulation factor, 3' pre-RNA, subunit 2. Bases 16 to 1491 code for a protein of 491 amino acids. The record is from RefSeq and is a predicted model, not a curated record. Lineage: Eukaryota; Metazoa; Chordata; Actinopteri; Pleuronectiformes; Pleuronectidae. Gene Ontology annotation, cellular component: mRNA cleavage and polyadenylation specificity factor complex. Gene Ontology annotation, molecular function: mRNA binding. The transcript has 13 exons. Gene Ontology annotation, biological process: mRNA 3'-end processing.
ACUGUCCCCCUCAAAAUGGCGAACGUCGCCGCUGCAGCUGCCGCCGCCGCAGCCGCCGCUAUCGCCGCCAACAGAGAUCCAGCCGUCGACCGGUCGUUACGGUCCGUGUUCGUGGGGAACAUCCCGUAUGAAGCCACAGAGGAGCAGCUCAAAGACAUAUUUUCUGAAGUGGGACUCGUUGUGAGCUUCAGGUUAGUAUAUGACAGGGAGACAGGCAAGCCGAAGGGAUAUGGCUUCUGUGAAUAUCAGGACCAGGAGACGGCCCUCAGUGCCAUGCGGAACCUGAACGGGAGAGAGUUCAGCGGUCGAGCUCUCCGUGUUGACAAUGCAGCCAGUGAGAAAAACAAGGAGGAGCUCAAAAGUAUGUGUUUGGGGACAGGAACCCCUAUUAUUGAGUCGCCUUAUGGAGACCAUGUGCAGACAGAGGAGGCCCCGGAGUCCAUCAGCAGAGCCGUGGCCAGUCUGCCUCCAGAGCAGAUGUUUGAACUCAUGAAACAGAUGAAGCUGUGUGUGCAGAACAGUCCCCAGGAGGCGAGGAACAUGCUGCUGCAGAACCCUCAGCUGUCUUACGCUCUGCUGCAGGCCCAGGUGGUCAUGCGGAUCGUCGACCCUGAGAUAGCCUUGAAAAUGCUCCACCGUCAAACCCAAGUCCAGUCUCUGGCUCCCAGCGCACAGAGUGGAGGAGGGCCGCCGAUCAAUCCACCUCCUAUACAACCCAGCAUGCCAGUGUCUCAGCCCCAGCCUCUGCCUGGAAUGCAUGUUAAUGGAGCCCCUCAGAUGAUGCAGCCCCCCAACAUGGGUGCUGUCGCAGGACCAAUUCCUGGACCGGGUCCGGGACCUGGAACAGGACCAGUCGGACCUCCAGGACCAGGUGGGAUCCCCCCCAGAGGCCUGCUGGGGGAUGGUCCUAAUGACCCCAGAGGGGGAACUCUGCUGUCUGUCACUGGAGAGGUCAUAGAACCCAACCGCGGCUACAUGGCUGCUCCACCACAACACCAAGCCCCACCUGUACACAUGUCCCCGAUGGCAAGUGGCCCCCCUCCAGAUAUGAGAGGACCCCCGAUGGACAUGAGGGGCCCACCUAUGGGUGAACCCCGGAACAUGAUUGGUGACCCAAGAGGGCCCCCGAUGAUGGAGCAACGGGGACCUCCGAUGGAAACCAGAGGUCGCGACCCGAGGGCGAUGGAUACUCGUGGGCCAGUUGCUGCGCAGAGGGUUCCCAUGGCAGGGCCAAUGCAAGGCCCCCCCUCUCACAGCAUGGGUCCUAACGCUCCUCCACCUGCAAGACCGGGUUCUGGUGCUCCUCCAUCGGGCGGCGGCUUCAGUCCGGGUCAGACUCAGGUCUCCACACAGGACCAGGAGAAGGCCGCCCUGAUCAUGCAGGUACUGCAGCUGACCCCUGAACAGAUCGCCAUGUUGCCCCCAGAGCAGCGGCAGAGCAUUCUCAUCCUCAAAGAGCAGAUUCAGAAGACUGCGGGGGGUGCACCGUGAAGACCCGACGUACAAAGACCCUCGUCAGGGCUCAACACGGACCCUGUCCCCUGCAGCUUCAACACAUCUGAAGAUUCCUUUUCUUACAGUCGUUGUAUAGUUUUUUUUAUCAUAUGGUUUGUUUUCUGUAGGAAAGAGUCAAGUUGGAGCUUGUGGAUUCAAGAAUAAGCAAAACUUGUGAGCGGAUAAUGUUGAAAAAUGUAAGUUUAAUUCGUUUCCCCC